This is a messenger RNA of Candoia aspera, 921 nucleotides long. RefSeq names its product olfactory receptor 2T4-like. The record is from RefSeq and is a predicted model, not a curated record. The transcript has a single exon. Gene Ontology annotation, cellular component: plasma membrane. Lineage: Eukaryota; Metazoa; Chordata; Lepidosauria; Squamata; Candoiidae. Gene Ontology annotation, molecular function: olfactory receptor activity; G protein-coupled receptor activity. The coding region runs from base 1 to 921 and encodes 306 amino acids. Gene Ontology annotation, biological process: G protein-coupled receptor signaling pathway; detection of chemical stimulus involved in sensory perception of smell.
AUGGGAGAAGACAACGUAACACUGUGGACAAAGUUUGUUCUUGCCGGACUUCUCCAUCAAAAAUCACCCUCCAUUUUUCUUGGUGUGAUUAAUUCCAUGUUUGUGAUUGCUCUGGUAGGAAACGGUCUUCUUCUUUUCCUUAUUAAAGCGGAUCCUCAUCUUCAUACCCCAAUGUACUUUUUCCUGAGUCAGCUGUCUGUCAUGGACCUCUGCCAAGUUCUGGCAAUUGUGCCCAAGAUGACUUUGAAUUUUGUGACCCAAAGGUACACCAUUUCACUCUAUGGAUGUGUCCUCCAAAUCUUUGUCACCCUGGCUGUGGGAGGGGCUGAAUGCCUCAUCCUGGCCGCCAUGGCCUAUGACAGAUAUGUGGCUAUCUGUAGGCCUCUGCAGUACCCAGUCCUCCUGAGGAGCAAAAUAUGCUGUAUGAUGUCAGUCGGUGUCUGGUUCUGGUCUUCUGUGCAGGCACUGACUUGUUCUCUCUAUGUCCUGCCUCUUCCCUACUGCAAGACUAAUGUGAUUAUCCAUAACCUUUGUGAGUAUCCAGCCCUCAUACAAUUGUCUUGUUCAGACAAUUCUGCAUUUGAAAAGACCAUAUAUCUUGGAAGUUUUCUGGUUUUUCUCAUCCCUGUCUCAGUCAUCCUUGCUUCCUAUCUGGCCAUCCUCUUGCAGGUUCUGAGAAUGAAGUCCACAGAAAGGAGCCACAAAGCCUUGGGCACCUGCUUGUCCCACUUGUGCGUGGUGGGGUUCUUCUAUGGAGCGGCUAUUUUGACCUACAUGACACCCACAUCCUCCUACUCAGCAGAAAGGGCCAGUAUUAGCUCAGUGUUUACAACCAUUUUCCCUCCCACUAUUAACCCUUUCAUAUAUAGCCUGAGGAACCGGGAUGUUUUAGCUGCAUUGAGAAAAGUCAUUGCAAAAUAG